AGUAACUCCACCGAAAAGCAGUUCUCUCUUUCAGAAGGAAAAUAAAAUACAUUUUGGAACAAAUAGUCUGACAGACAGAAACUACAACACGGAAUGGCCUCUGCUACUUCCUGGUCUGAAGAUAACUUUUCAUGUCCCAUCUGUCUGGAUGUGUUCAGCAGCCCAGUUACCACACCAUGUGGACACAACUUCUGCAGAGCCUGUGUUACAAAGUUCUGGGAUGAACAAGUCCAGUACAAAUGUCCUAUUUGCAACGAGGUUUUCCACACUAGACCUGAUGUACGGGUCAAUACCUUCAUAUCAGAGUUGACUGCUCAGUUUAGAACGUCCGUACGAGUAAAAGAGCAGCCUUGUGUUGAACCAGGAGAAGUUCCCUGUGACGUCUGUAUUGGGACCCAGCUGAAGGCCGUCAAGUCCUGCCUAGAGUGUUUUACCUCUUACUGCCACACCCACCUGGAGCGACAUCAGAGAGUCAGAGGCCUGAAGAAACAUCAGCUGGUCGAGCCAAUGGACCGACUGGAAGAAAGGAUGUGUAAGAAACAUGAGCGACUUCUGGAGCUCUUCUGCAGGACUGAACAGGAGUGUGUGUGUCAGUUCUGCACAGAGGGUGACCACAGGUCCCAUUCUGUUGUACCUCUAAAGGAGGAAUAUGAAGUGAAGAUGGACCAGCUGGCAAAGAUAGAGGAGAUGAUCCAGGAGAGAAAACUAAAGAUUAAGGAGAUCAAUGACACAGUAGAACUGAGCAAGAAAGACGCAGACAGAGAGUUAGCCAGUGGUUUACAGGUCUACACUGCUCUGAUAUGCUGUGUUCAGAAGUGCCGUGAUGAUUUCGACCAAAUGGUUAAAGAGAAACUGAAAUCCACAGAGAAACAAGUAGAAGACCUCAUCAAAGAGCUGGAGCAGGAAAUCAAGGAUCUGACCAAUAGAAGUUCAGAGGUGAAGCCGCUCUCACAGACUAAAGACCACCUCCACUUCCUCCAGGCCUUCAGAUCCCUGAAGGAUCCCCCACCCACCAGGGACUGGACGACGGUGGAGGUCAGUCCUCCGUCGUACGUAGAGACCUUGAAGAGCUCUCUGGAUCAGCUGGAGGAGACACUGAACAUGGAGAUGAGGAAGCUGCGUGGUCCUGCAGAGCUGAAGAGGGUCCAGCAGUAUGCAAAAUAUGUGACUCUGGAUCCUGAUACAGCUCAUCCCCUGCUCACCGUGUCUGAGGAUGGGAAACAAGUACAUAAUAGUGGUCGAGAGCAGACACUCCCAGUAAAAUCUGGGAGAUUUUCAUGUUAUCCACUUGUUCUCUCGAGGCAGGGCUUCUAUUCAGGGAAAUUUUACUUUGAGGUCCAGGUUAAAGGCAAGUCUUCUUGGCAUUUAGGAGUGGCCAGAGAGAACAUUGACAGAAAAGUAAAGGCGGGAAUGUUCUCCAACCCAUUCACCAACCCAUGCACCAACCCAUUCACCAACCCAUUCACCCCCAAUAAAGGCUACUGGAUGAUAUCAUCAAACAAUAAGGAGCUUGUAUUUAAUGAUGACCGUAAGGUCCAUCUCCCUCUGAGAGCUAAGCUCGAGAAGGUGGGGGUGUUUUUUGAUCAUGCUGAGGGUCUGGUCUCCUUCUAUGAUGUGGAAGCAAGGAUUAUUAUCUACUCUGCUACUGGCUACAACUUUCGUGGGCAUCUCUAUGCACUACUCAGUCCAGGUUCACAUGGAUUGUUUGGUGGAAACAAUGCCCCCCUGAUCCUCUCACCUGUCAAUCAAACAGACUAAGACAUUGUUUGAUAUAAAAAUUUACAAACAAGAAUAAAUGAUAUUUCCUGAAUAAUGUGCUAGAUCUGAAAGAACUAUACAUAAAUGUUGUAUACGGUUGUUACCAAGGAUGGAAAUAACUAUUUUAAAUAUAGCCCAUUAUAAAUUAUUAUAUUCCACUACCUUCAAUGUGUGUCUCAUUUUCCUUUUACUGCAUGAAUUGUUUGUUUAUUAGAACAAUUUAGGAGGAUAUUGUUUACAUUGAUCUUUACAUUACUAUAAGUUGUAUAGUUGAUAUAUUUCGGAGUCAUGAAUAAAUACCCAAUUAAAUCUUUCAUCACUUUUCUGAAUUCAAUAAAAAAUAAAUCGAUAGAUUCAUCAAAAUAUGAAAAGUAUCGUGAUUUAUACAGCUCUUGGGGAGUGGGGGGAAGA
Molecule: messenger RNA, 2169 nt
Organism: Gadus chalcogrammus (walleye pollock)
Lineage: Eukaryota; Metazoa; Chordata; Actinopteri; Gadiformes; Gadidae
Product: E3 ubiquitin-protein ligase TRIM39-like
Exons: 2
Coding region: 94-1758 (554 amino acids)
Molecular function (GO): zinc ion binding; protein binding
Source: RefSeq, a predicted model, not a curated record